AUGCGUUGUUGGCUACCGGUGACGACUUUGGCAAAAUCAAUCUAUCCGGCGUCUCAACCCAAAUGCCUGAACCACUCGUACGCCGGCCACAGCAGUCACAUAACGGCCGUACGCUUUAUGGCCGAUGACUCGCGGCUCAUAUCCAUCGGCGGCCGCGACUCUACGAUAAUGCAGUGGACGGUGUCGUAG
This is a messenger RNA of Oppiella nova, 189 nucleotides long. The record is from the annotation of a GenBank genome assembly. NCBI's taxonomy places the organism in Eukaryota, Metazoa, Arthropoda, Arachnida, Sarcoptiformes, Oppiidae.